AUGGUGAACUGGAAGUCGCCAGAAGAGAUCGAGAUGGAUUCCACGAUCUUCCUGAAGGUUAUGCAUACCCUCCUUGGUCUAUAUGUAUGGGAGUUCUUUGUCUCUCUGGACUUCGACUGGGCGGUCCUGACGGGCAAGACGAGGUUCCGCUGGCCACUGACCUUCUACUUUGCUGGACGAUAUCUUCUUCUUUUUGCAAUGAUCGGAAUUGCCGUGGCCCUGGAUACACCAAUCGAAAUCAAUUGCCAAGCACUGUAUGCCUUUAAUCAGCUAGCUGGUAAUGCGGCGGUUGGACUUGCAAGCAUUAACCUUUCUCUUCGAACGAUAGCUAUCUGGUCGCAAAAUACCUCGAUCGUUAUCCUCUUAGUGUUAAUCAUUAUCGGGCAUUGGUCUCUAAUUCUGCAAGGUGUUCUCCUGACUGCUACCUGGCUUCCUGACGUCGGUUGUGCAAUCACUUACAGCAAUACCACCAUCCUUGCCGCCACUUUCAUUUAUUCAAUGUGCUUUGACUUUUGCGGCACGAAUGGCGCACCUACUAGACUCGUCAGAAUGUUGUUCUCUGAUGGCUUAAUAUACUUUUUCAUCGCAUUUGUAUCCAACUUGAUCGCCACCACGAUGAUGGUGCUCAACCUGAACGCCAUCAUGAGUGUCAUUUUCAAUGUCCCAGCUGCUAUUGCUUCGACAAUCGUGGCGUCUCGUGUUGUCAGGCGACUGACCAACUUCCAGUCUUCAGGACCAGAGAUAAUGUAA
This is a messenger RNA of Suillus paluster, 750 nucleotides long. RefSeq lists its product as uncharacterized. Lineage: Eukaryota; Fungi; Basidiomycota; Agaricomycetes; Boletales; Suillaceae. The transcript has 12 exons. The record is from RefSeq and is a predicted model, not a curated record. Bases 1 to 750 code for a protein of 249 amino acids.